Aspergillus caelatus is the source of this 3399-nucleotide messenger RNA. RefSeq lists its product as uncharacterized. Gene Ontology annotation, cellular component: cytosol; cell periphery. Gene Ontology annotation, molecular function: K48-linked deubiquitinase activity; cysteine-type carboxypeptidase activity; cysteine-type deubiquitinase activity. The record is from RefSeq and is a predicted model, not a curated record. Bases 427 to 3024 code for a protein of 865 amino acids. Gene Ontology annotation, biological process: protein K48-linked deubiquitination. Lineage: Eukaryota; Fungi; Ascomycota; Eurotiomycetes; Eurotiales; Aspergillaceae. The transcript has 3 exons.
CACCGGAAAUUCGCCUUCUUAUCCACUCAAUGACCCAUAAUUAAGUUGACGACUACUAGUGUAUCCGGAAAUCUGGGUGCCUGUUAUCAACAUCUAUCUAUUGUGAAUUGCAUCUCCUCCUCGGACCCUAUCAGGAACCCUUUGAAGAGGCUAUAUGGGACAAAGCCAUGGCAUUUGUUGUCUGACGGACAUCUUCCAAAGCAAAAGUGUCUAUUGGCCCCCAGCCUUAAUCUUGAGCCACCGUUACGUAUGCUCAUGAAAUAGCUUUGAGCCACGUCUCACUGUCCGAUCGAUCAUUCGCGCAUGAGGAAAACGAGAUUCACUAACUCGUACCCUUUGUCAUACACCUUUGAUUGGUUGCUCUUAGCGUGCUCACCUUGCAUUCAUCUAAAGGCGCUGCCUUGAGUUAAAUAUACGUCUGCCUUCAUGGUCUUGCGCAAACGGGCUCCGCCACACCUGUACAGUCUCAACAAGGGUAAUGCUCGUUCUGAACCUCGUUCUGCGAUCUCACAGAUCUCCCCUACCUCCAAAUCCGUGUCGUCUUCAUCCCCGAAACGCUUGACGCGCCCGAGACGAGCUCAAAGCUCUCCACAACCCCAUCGGCUUCCCUCUCAAGAAUCAGUAUUUUCUCCCGAUCUUAACACGUCCCCUGCAUUUGAUUUAAUGCCCUUGGAGCAAGCUCAGAGGUCUCCAGUUCGAUCCUCACCGAGCGAAAACAUGAACCCAUGGGCGGAUGAACUGGUGGAGCGACCCGGCCAGAACCAUCAGGGAUAUAACGGUUCGGGGCAAUCAAUCGCUGAUAAUGCUCCACCAGCCGAGAGUGCGGAGAAUAGAAGGGGAGACCGUGUGCCGUCUAUCCUUGUUGCUGGUACCCAACGGAGGAUGGCCGCAAACGAAUGGCAGCAAAACGGAGACGUCAACGAGGCUCCCGACUGGGAACACGUAGGAAACUCCCCAGCUCCGCUGCAGUCCAACAAUCCGUUCUUGAAGCCACGACAACCUGAACAGAAUCCAUGGGAGGACAGAAGCCCUCGCCCCUUCUCAGAAGCAACUUCUGCAUCACAGGAUAGUGCAAAUGCACGUUUGGGACAAGAUGAAGGUUAUAUUCCAAUGACAGCGCGCUUAUCGCUUUUUGACUCGCCAUCAGAGUCUCCAUGGGCUGGAGAACGAUCUGCAGUGCCCCCGCCGAUCCUGCACGAAAAUCAGUACCCUGCGCAAGAUCCGCCAUACCCCCCUCAAUCAGCAGCUGGGGCUGCGAACGCCCAGUCUCCUUUCCAACCGCCUCUGACUACUCCUUACGAUAAUCCAAAUACAUAUUCUCCACAACCGCAUCAGCAAGGGAAUCAAGCAAACCUAUCACCGUGGAAUGAAAUAGAUACACCUGCUACAGUUUCUACUGCAAACACUGGGUCUUCGCAUGUUCUAAUUGACCUCAAUGAGGCAUCAGAUGCACAUAUACAAACGAACGAGCGUACGGCAGCAUCCUCCGUGUAUUCCGACAUGAACGGGAGCCAACCACACCCAAUACCACCAGAGAACAGUCAGCUAGGCGCUGCACCACCUCUUCCUGACCGCUCAAAUAUUCCACAACCUAGUCAACCGACUUCUGAUACCCCAGUCUCCGAACAGAGAUCUGAAACUUAUUCGAUCAGGCAUGUCAAUUGGACUGACGCCACGGGAAAGCUGCGCGACUGCCCGAUCCUCGCUCAAAAUAAAAACGGACCAUGCCCAUUGCUAGCGCUGGUUAAUGCUCUCGUGCUGCGGUCACGCCCCGAUUCACAGCCUCCUAUAAUCAGAGCGCUACAAACACGAGAACAGAUAUCUCUUGGUCUGUUGAUCGAAGCUUUGUUCGACGAGUUAACGACAUGCCUGGGGCCGGAUGACGAGCUUCCAGACAUUGAAGCCCUGAGUAGAUUUUUGACUAUGCUCCACACGGGCAUGAAUGUCAAUCCACGACUCACGCUGGAGUCUAGCGAUUCGGUAGGCACGUUCCUAGAAACUAAUGAUAUUAAGUUCUAUGGCACUUUCGGCGUCCCGCUGCUACACGGUUGGAUCGCUGAACCGUCAACAGAGGCCGAUGGGGCGUUGACUCGUGUGGCUCAAUUCUAUGAAGAUAUCCAACUUCUUCCCUUCCGCAAACAAGAACUCGAGGAUCGUGUAUUUCGAGGCGGGUCACUCACCCCAGAGGAAGAGCAAAGCAUGAACGAUAUUCAAGUCAUUCAGCAUUUCACGGAGAUUGAGAAUGCCACCCAGCUCAGCACAUUCGGGAUUCAACAUUUGACAGAAAAGCUGCCACCAGGGUCACUAUCGAUUCUAUUUCGUAAUGACCACUUCUCUACCCUCUAUAAACACCCACAAAACCAUCAGCUUUUCACACUAGUUACUGACGCUGGAUACUCCCAUCGGGCGGAAAUCGUAUGGGAGUCUCUCGUUGAUGUCAGUGGAUCUCAAUCCAGCUUCUUUGCGGGUGAUUUCCGCCCUGUCAGCCAUACCUCGACGGGGACCUCCGAUCCAUCCGGUCCCAGAACGUCCAGCAAUACUCGGCAUUCUGGAACCCCCGCGGCAAUCUCACAAGAACAGCAAGGCAGAGCAUUAUCUCCACAGGAGCAGGCUGAUGCAGAUUAUGCUUAUGCCUUGUCCCUUCAACUACAGGAAGAAGAGCAACAAGCCAGUGGCAGGACUCCCCGUGACCGUAAUCAGCGAGCUUCCGUUCCAUACUACCCUCAAGGGCCCUCUGAGGGGCCACCCCCUGCUCGCCACCGCUCUACAGGGCAUCGUCCUUCACAACAACCCGAGCGACACUCGCCGUCUCGGGACGCCGAUGAUGUUCCGCCGCCUUCUUAUGAACAGGUGGCCAAUAAUGCAGCCUAUCAGUCACCUCCACGAAGUUCCAACAAUAGAGCUGCGCCUUAUGUAGCUCCAUACCAAAGAGCCCAGUUCGGAAGACGACCGCCAGGUGUGCCUAUAGCGAUCGGACCAUCGGAUCGCCCCAAAGACCGAAAUAAGGAUUGUAUUGUCAUGUGAACUCAGCAGGAAAUCUACCGCUACCGGUGCUAGUUUGACGAUAUGUUUGAUGACGAAACGAAACAGUACUGGCGUAUGAACUUAUGUACUUUAUAUAGACACGAAUCGGGAAGGGUGGCCGUAUCUUUUUCUACAUUGUUCAAGAAGGCGAGAUAUUAUUCGCCUAGGUCGUGUUAGGGUAACAGGGCGCUUUUCCUUUUUGAUGGAGCGGAUGUACCGGCUAAUCGUAUAUGGAUGUAUCUUCUGUUGUAGAUCCCUACUACAAUUGUUAGGAGGGCUUAUAUAGCGAUGGUAGUGUCUAUGCAUUUAGGCUGUUUUUCAUAGCAUUCCGGAAUAUAGGUCAUUUGUGACGGGGAGAGAUUUCUCCCAUCUUUU